AUGCACAUCCUCUUCAGGACAUGUCCGGAGCUCUGCCUUCACCAGACUCUUCGAUUCAUCGAAGGAGGGCGAAAAAUAGCAUCUCUCUCCCCUGGGACAAGGCACCGGUCAUUGCCAGCACCACGAGAUGGCAAGACACUCACUGGAUUUGGUUGCCCCGCUGGCGCUGCCUAUCAAAAUAGAUGUCCUCAAACUUCCUCGGCUCCCAAAGGACUCUCGUCUCGUGUCAACCCUUCUCAAUCUCUCGCAGCAACCAAUGCGAACAGCACGGCGAAACCGUCUCGUCUGGCCUCAAUACCUGAAAACGUAUUUCUAGAGCCUCAAAGCCCCGCAACCAUAGUACUGGUAGACACCGAGAAAGCUUUGAAGGAUAUGCUUCUCAAAAUACAGGGUUUACCAGUGAAACCACCUUCCCUGUACAUCGACGCAGAAGGCCAUAACUUGGGACGAACUGGAAGUUUGGCACUGCUUCAGAUUCUGGUUACCCCGCUGAACAGUAUCUUUGUUGUUGACAUUCAUGUCCUCAAAGACGCUGCUUUUACUCUAUGCACCGAUGAGAGCACCAUGACUUUAAGGAAGAUCCUAGAAAGCGAUGAAAUACCUAAAGUCAUCUUCGACGCUCGCAAUGAUUCAGAUAAUUUAUUCACCGAGUAUGGGAUAUGCCUUGGUGGUGUACGGGACCUCCAGUUGAUGGAAUUCUUUUCGAGACGAGAUGCUCCGGGAUUCACGGUGUUGGGCCUCGCAAAAUGCGUUGAGAGGCACUUGUUUGCUUCUCCAGAUGUGAUUCAGAAAUGGAAAUUGCAGAAGGAAAGGGGAAAAUUACUAUUCAACCCGAGGUUUGGAGGUUCACCGGACGUGUUUACAAAGAGACCACUAUCGAAUACCAUGUUAGCAUACGCUUCUGGCGACGUUGAGCACAUGAGUGCAUUAUAUCACAAAUAUCGACGGAGACUGCCUCUACGUCGCUGGAAAUGGGUCCUUGAAAAGUCACGCAAGCGAGUAUUGACAUCGCACGCUCCUGCCUUUGCGUUGGAGCAUGAUAGAAGAUGGGUUGCCCCUAGUUGGACUGGAAAUUGGGAUCAUGAUGCAAAAGAACCUGUCUCAAACUCUGAUAAAGGCAAUGCUGAACCAAUCUCUCCCUCUCCUCUUCCAGGCACCUCCCUUACAAAGACGCCUCAAAACGACGCUUCGGUGGUUCUUACAACUGCAAACUCAACCGUAGAAACACCGCCUCGAAUAUCACAGCCCCUUUCAACUAUCAAGGGACCAUCUCGUCAAGCUGUGGCUUCAAGGUCACAGCGGUUGAUACGCCGAAUAUUUGACAUGUAA
This is a messenger RNA of Exophiala aquamarina CBS 119918, 1329 nucleotides long. RefSeq lists its product as uncharacterized. Gene Ontology annotation, biological process: nucleobase-containing compound metabolic process. The record is from RefSeq and is a predicted model, not a curated record. The coding region runs from base 1 to 1329 and encodes 442 amino acids. Gene Ontology annotation, molecular function: nucleic acid binding; 3'-5' exonuclease activity. The transcript has a single exon. Lineage: Eukaryota; Fungi; Ascomycota; Eurotiomycetes; Chaetothyriales; Herpotrichiellaceae.